CCAAUUGUAUUUGCUGUAGUUUUCUUUAUUUACCUGGCUAGGGAGAGAAGAAAGCAGCUAGAAAAAAAUGGGGGAGGGUGACGCAGAAGUGGUGCAACAGCAAGUAUGGAGCAGAGAAACAAUGCCGAAGGUGAUGAAGAUUAUAAGCACCAGACUCAGGCUUCCUCAGCGAGACCUCAUCUCUCUUCUUCUCGUCUCCUCGUCUCUUUACCGUACUCUCGUGUCCUCCGCUUCCCUAUGGCUGGUUCUUGAUUUUCAUGAGAUGAAGAAUGCUGGAGAUCGACUUCUAGCUGCCCUUGCGCUGACGAGAUAUCAUCAUGUCAAGCAGAUAAACCUCGAGUUUGCACAAGAUAUCGAAGAUAAACAUCUGGACAUUCUUAAGAACAAGUUUGCAGGUUCCCUUCAGCACCUGGAGCAUUUAAAUCUUAAUGUCUGCCAAAAAAUCUCUGACAAGGGAAUUGAGGCUAUAACUUCAGUCACUCCUUCUUUAAAGAUAUUCUCCAUCUACUGGAAUGUUAGGGUUACAGAUGUUGGCAUAUCACAUCUGGUAAAGAACUGCAAGCAUAUUCUUGAGUUGAACUUAAGUGGUUGUAAGGGUAUAUCAGAUAAAAGUUUGCAAAUGGUUGGUGACAGCUAUCAGCAUCUGGAGUUGCUAGAUAUCACUAGAUGCAUCAAGAUAACAGAUGGGGGUUUGCAACAUAUUAUGGCCAAAUGCUCUGGACUCAAGAGUCUAAAUCUCUAUGCUCUUUCAAGCUUCACAGAUGAAGCUUAUAAGAAACUUUCACUUUUGAGCAAUCUUAGAUUCUUAGAUCUUUGUGGUGCUCAGAAUAUAUCUGAUGAAGGCCUUUUCUCUAUAGCCAAAUGCAAAAAUAUUCGUAUCCUCAAUUUGACAUGGUGUGUACGUGUGACUGAUGUGGGUGUCAUAGCCAUAGCCAAAGGUUGCACCUCUCUUGAAUAUCUUAGCUUAUUUGGAAUUGUGGGAGUUACUGAUAAGAGUCUAGAAGUCCUCUCAGAAUUCUGCUCAAACACAAUCACAACACUUGAUGUGAAUGGAUGUAUUGGCAUCAAGAAGCGUAGCCGUGAAGAGCUUCUUCAGUUAUUUCCAUAUCUAAGGUGCUUCAAGGUUCACAGUUAGUAUAUGACUGUAGUAAGUGUUUAAUUCUACUUUAUAUUUACAAUUGAGCUUUGAUUCCCUUGUAUUUUGUAUAUUUUGUGUUGGAUUUAUUUUUGUAUACUGAUAUAUAGUGAAUCUGAACAUCUUAGAUCAAUGCA
Molecule: messenger RNA, 1272 nt
Organism: Lactuca virosa
Lineage: Eukaryota; Viridiplantae; Streptophyta; Magnoliopsida; Asterales; Asteraceae
Source: the annotation of a GenBank genome assembly